Candidozyma duobushaemuli is the source of this 648-nucleotide messenger RNA. It is a transcript of the gene CZF1, whose product is annotated as Zn(II)2Cys6 transcription factor CZRF1. Bases 1 to 648 code for a protein of 215 amino acids. Gene Ontology annotation, molecular function: zinc ion binding; DNA-binding transcription factor activity, RNA polymerase II-specific. Lineage: Eukaryota; Fungi; Ascomycota; Pichiomycetes; Serinales; Metschnikowiaceae. Gene Ontology annotation, biological process: regulation of DNA-templated transcription. The record is from RefSeq and is a predicted model, not a curated record. The transcript has a single exon.
AUGCCUGGAAAACUCUCCAGGCCGUCCUUCUCCAACGAGGAGAACCCCACGCCUACUCGCCAGCCCCUCUACCUGCCAAACCCGCUUUCCCAGCCCAAUUCGGCCCAGCCUUUGGAAAACCAGCAGGAGGGCCUCUCGUCCUCGCCGUACCAGUACAUGCAAUAUCCGUUGCAGCAGCCUCCUGUGAUAGGCCCGGCUUUCCAGAAUAACCUGAACCCCAACUUCAACAAUAACCAGGAGUUCCACGGCGAGUGGGACCCCUCCAUCAGCAGCGCUGACAGAAACGGCCUGGUUGCUUCGAGAGAUUCCAAGGAAUCCACCCACUCCCGCUCCUCUGUAGACCAGAGCAGCUCAGAAACGUCCCGUUCGCUGAGCGAUCAGGCCAAACCCCGUUCUGCUUCUGGCGGUGUCACGAAAAGAUCCCGGAUGGGCUGCCUUACGUGCCGUCAAAGGAAGAAGCGGUGCUGUGAAACGAGGCCCAAGUGUUCCGAGUGUCUGAGGCUUCGAUUGAACUGUGUGUGGCCCAAGCCUGGAACGGAGCACAAGAACAAGAGCAAGGAGGUGAAGAGCCAGGAGAACACCAUUGAUCACGAUGUGUAUGGCAAGAUCAAGGUGUUGCGGGGCAUUGUGGAGUACCGAUCCUCUUGA